Messenger RNA from Leptosia nina, 1098 nucleotides. Lineage: Eukaryota; Metazoa; Arthropoda; Insecta; Lepidoptera; Pieridae. The record is from the annotation of a GenBank genome assembly.
AUGGAUUGGAAGGUCAUUACAAUUCUUAACAUUGCGCUAUGCGUAACUGCACUUCCUAAACGGGCUGCUGUCUCCGAACAGAAAUUCAUCAAAUAUCUGAGCAAGAGUGAAGAGAAGAUAUACGAGAAACCUAAAAGUAAUGAGCAUCAUGAGGAAUAUGUCGGAUCGUAUCCCUCAUACGAGUUCUCAUAUAAAGUGUCCGAUCCUCACACCCACGAUUUUAAAGGACAACAGGAAAAGCGAUUCGGGGACAAAGUAAACGGAGACUACUGGCUCAUAGAACCAGAUGGUCGUAAACGACUAGUCAAGUACCACGCAAACGAUAAUAUAGGAUUCAAUGUACUCAUUGAUUAUUCACAAAAAGGACGCCAAGAAGAAAAGAGAGAAGGAGAACAAAAAGAAGAAAAUGUCGAAUCACAACCCGAAGCCAAACAAGAGAAGAAGAAGGAGAGAAGUUGGCGGGUAAUUCACGAAUACAAGAAAAAUAAAAAUUCCAACAAGGCUUCUCAAGAGGAUAAUAAAGCAACUUCGCAAGAAACAGGAUCUGGUUCUAAAGAAACGAGUCAGACUCAAAAGGGUCGUAGGAAUAAAUUACAGAAGAGCGAGGAAAGAGAGCAAGAAGAGGUUUCACAAAAGGCUGAAGAAAACUCUGGAGAAAGACGCAAAGAAUCUCGUUGGAAUAAGAAGAAAGAAAAAUCAAGCAAACAAGAAGCCAAAGGAAAUUCCAGAGAACAAAGUGCAGCUGAGCCUGUAAAAAGUGAAGAAAACAGCGGUGAAAAAUUAUGGUUUUACAUACCCAAGAAAUUUUUGAGAAAGGGUUAUGAAGUUAAAGAACAAGUCAAAGAGGCUGAGGAAGUUAAAAGACAGUCAUCUGAAGGUGCCGCUGAAGGUGCCGUUGAAGGUUCUGCUGAAGGUGCCGCUGGGAGUGCAGAAGCGGCUGCCAACGCAAGUGGUGAGAACGGCGGCGAAGGAUCGGCGGAAAAUGCAGAAAACGCAGAAUCAGACACGGAACGUAGGAGUAAUGAAAACGAAAGCGCUGAAAAUAAGGAGGAAAGAGAAUAUGGAUAUAAGUCCUAUAUCUAUCACAUACGCCACUGA